Molecule: messenger RNA, 4188 nt
Organism: Papilio machaon (common yellow swallowtail)
Lineage: Eukaryota; Metazoa; Arthropoda; Insecta; Lepidoptera; Papilionidae
Product: nascent polypeptide-associated complex subunit alpha, muscle-specific form
Exons: 9
Coding region: 236-4075 (1279 amino acids)
Source: RefSeq, a predicted model, not a curated record
CGCGCGACGCGACGCACAACGACAGCUUGACUGAUCGAAUAUUCGCGAAUCUUAACUUAUAAUAUAAAAAAAAACAAAUAAUAAUUAUUUACUAACGAUAUAAUUUAAUUAUUUGUAAUUUAUAACAAUUGGACUAUCAACUGGAAAUAGCUAAACUUUACUGAGUUUGGGUAUCCGUCGUACGAAUAUACCUACAACGACUACGUUAUCGAAAAACUACUUCUCUUGUUCAUCGAUGGGUGUGCGCCAGAACCCGUGGACACCGACCAAGCGCCGAGGACCUAUCGCCGCGGAGGCAGCCAGCCCGGGGCCGGCCGUCGUCUCCCUACCCUCACUAAUAGGUAAACCGCCCCCGGAAUCCCGCAAGCCGAGAGCGCCGGCGUUCACUUUCGGACAGAAGUUGGAGCUUGCCGCUAGUGGGCACGCCGGUCCAGGACCCGCCACCUACAACACUGAAGGAAUGACCGCCAAAGGUCGUGCGUCGGUUCCUGCGGCAUCGCUACACGGGCGGUGGCCAGCGCCGCGUGUGCACCCGACGCCUGCCCCUUGUGACUACGAGCCCAGCAAAGCUGCUCGUCACGCGCCCGCUUUCUCUAUCGGUCUUCGAGUCAGUAUGCCGCAACCCGGUAGCCAGACCCCAGCACCCAACAUCUAUUCCAUGCCUCCAGUCCUCGGAGAAGCGAAAGAGGGCAGUAAACGCGCAGCGCCAGCGUUCAGUAUUACCGGUCGGGGCAAAACUAUCGAGAGCAAAACGCCCAUGCCCGGUCCGGGUACAUACACCACCGAUAAGGCAGCAGCGGUGCUUACUAAGAGACCACCCGCGUACACCAUGGCACCAAGAAGGGAGGUCAAACAACCUUCUGCUUCUGUGCCAGGACCCGGAGUUUAUUGCCCUGAAAAGGCCGAUGCAAUUCUCCGUGAAAAAUCUCCAAAGUAUAGCCUUUCUGGUAAAUUAAAAGUUGAAAAAAUAGAAUACUUACCAGCACCGAAUGCAUAUAACCCUGAAAAGGCCGAUAGGGUAUUGAGAGAAAAGUCGCCCGCUUACUCGUUCCGAACAAAAUCGGAGAUUGUUAAAAUACACGACGCCCCUGCACCAAAUGUAUAUUCGCCUGAAAAGUCACUUAAUGUUCUUAAAAGUGGCCCAAAGUAUACGUUAGCUGGUAAAGGAGCAGCAGAAAAGCAUGAAGUAACACCAGCGCCAAACUCAUAUAAUCCACAGAAAGCUGAUAAAAUUCUACACGAAAGUUCGCCAGCUUACAGUAUACGCACAAAGGAAAUUGUGGAAAAAAUUGAACAAACACCAGCUCCAAACGUAUAUGCUCCAGAAAAGUCAAUGCAUAUGCUUAACGGUGGGCCCAAAUUUAGUAUUUCUGGUAAAAGUGAGUGCGUUAAAAUUAAUGAAACCCCUGCUCCUAAUAGUUAUAAUCCACAAAAAGCUGACAAAGUUUUACAUGAAUCGUCUCCGUCGUACAGUUUCAGAAUUAAGGAACAAAAUGUUGUAAGAAGUGAUUCCCCAGCGCCUAAUGCAUAUUCCCCAGAGAACUGUAUUAAAAUUUUAGAUACAUCACCUAAAUUUACAAUAAGUGGAAAAGGAGCAUCAAGCAAAACUGACGACUUUCCAGGACCAAAUGCAUAUUGUCCGGACAAAGCCGAUAAGCUUUUGCACGAGUCAUCUCCAUCAUAUACGUUUCGGCCAAAAGAACACUUAAAGAAAAUUGAGAAUACGCCUGCACCUAAUGCUUAUUUUCCAGAAAAAUCUAUAAAUACAUUUGACAACUCACCAAAAUUUACUAUAAGUGGAAAAGGAGUAACACCAAAACAUGACAACACUCCUGCUCCAAAUACUUAUAGCUUAGAUAAAGUCGAUAAAAUUUUAUAUGAUUCUUCACCUUCGUAUAGUUUUAGAACGAAGAAUUGUAACGAUAAACCCAGUGAUACACCCGCCCCAAAUAUGUAUGAUCCCCAGUUACUAAAUGGGACCCCUAAGUUUAGUCUUUAUGGCAAAGGUACUGAUGCUAAGCCAUUGGAUACUCCUGGACCAAAUGCUUACGAUCCCCAUUUAUUAGACGGGACUCCAAGAUAUACUAUGGCAGGGAGGAAUGUUCAAGAAAAAUCAUCUGAUGUUCCAGCACCUAAUGCCUAUAAUCCACUUUUGGCGGAAAAUUCUCCCAAAUUUACAUUUUCUGGCCGUCCAGUAGACGGAAAGCCAUCAGAGACUCCUGGUCCAACUAGUUAUAACCCACAUAUUUCUAACGAUUCUCCUAAAUUUACUAUAUCUGGCAAAGGAUCAAAUGUAAAACCAUCGGUUACUCCUGGGCCUAACACUUAUGACCCAAAUCUACCAUCCAGUACGCCUAUGUUUACAAUAGCUGGUAAAGGACAUCCAAGCAAAGUCAUUGAUACACCAGGACCAAAUACCUACUUUACAGAAAAAGGGACUAAUGCGAUUUCAGAAAGUUCUCCCUCUUACACAUUUAGGAUUAAACACCUCCUUCCUAAGUCAGUCGAUUCGCCUGCACCGAAUUCCUAUGAUCCAAGCAAGUAUAUUCAUUUGUUAGAUGGUGUACCUAAAUAUUCUUUUGGGUUGAAAGGUCCAGCAGAAAAACCGUCUUCUAAUCCCGCGCCUAAUGCAUAUAAUCCUGAAAAAGCUGAUAAAGUACUUCACGAGCAUUCUCCCGCUUUUACAUUCCGUCCGAAGAUUGAAAAUAAGAAGAUCGACGAUACUCCGGCCCCUAAUGUAUAUAACCCUGAUAAGGCAGAUAAAAUUCUUUUGGAUAACGCUCCACGUUAUUCAUUCAGAAUUAAGACAAAUCCUCCUAAGCCAGAUAACGUCCCUGCUCCAAAUUCAUACAAUCCCGAUAAAGCAGAUAAAGUUAUGAUGCAUCACGCGCCACAAUAUUCCUUUAGGAUUAAAACUGAUAAUUUGAAAGUUCAGGAUACACCAGCGCCCAAUACUUACAAUAUUCCUACAACCGUUCAAACUCCACUAUAUACAAUAUCUGGUCGACAUAAGGAACCUAUAGACGAACGUUUAAAGGUCCCAUCUCCUGGCACAUACAAUCCAGAGAAGAGUUAUAAAUUUGUGUUAACAUAUUCGCCUCAAUAUACUUUUGGAGUCAAAAUUCAAACAGAUAAAUAUGCUGAUUCGCCCGCCCCCAAUACGUACAGAAUAGCAUCUGUAUUGGAUACUCCGGUCUACACGUUUUCAGGACGUCAUAAACUUCCCGUAGACGACCGUGUUCGUGUUCCCGCGCCUGGCACCUACUUCCCCGAAAAGGUCCAGUUAAGUAAAACACCUCAGAUUACGUUCGGCAUUAAGCAUUCUCCUCGCUUGGGUCAACUAAGGCCGAUUACACCGCAACAACAAACAGAUAAAGAAACUAAUGAGGAAGUGCGUGUAACGCGGACACAAAUCGUUUCGACGCCGAGAAACGCUGAAAGUCCUCGGUACGAAACCUACAAUACAAACGAAAAUAUAUCGAACAAUAUAAUAUCGCAAAACCAUGUCGACGACUCGAACGAAUCAAAUAUAAAUGUUUAUGAUACUCGUACUCAAGUAACUCAUUUAAGAUCACCCAGUGAAGCUAGGAGUACGACUGCGACACCUGAACCAGUCCAAGAAACUCUGACUCAAGAGAUUGUUUGGGUACCAGAAAAGCCUAUUCGUCGUGGUUCCUACACCAUAGAUACGUCUGAUGGAAAUGGAUCCUUUGAAAGGUACAAUAGAAAUGAAGUCGUUCCUGUCGAAGGAGGAGUUGUACAUAUGCAUGAAAGUGGCGAGAGAGGUGGAUCAAACACCAAUCAAAAUUAUCAAGAAUCUGUAGAAAGGGAAGGAUAUAAGCAAGUUACUGAUAAGAGUGUCAGUAAUACUAAUGCCUUUGAAAAGAAGCAAGCUGGUUCUCAAGAAGUUCGUACAAACACAGAUGUACAACACUUACCCAAUGGAGGAACGUCAACGACUACCACUACAACAACAGUCAAAAAAUUCGGCACGGCCGCUAAAGCUGCUAAUUCUACAACCAAUAUCACACGUACCAAGGUCGCAGUCACAUCACGUGAUGUUGGUGUUAAGUAAAAAAUAACUGACAAAUUUAAUUUACUACACGUCUUAAAAAGAACAGACUGGGCUUAAAGUAAUUGCUUUAAUCUUUAUAAUCGCAUUUUAUAGAGAGCUUCUUUAUCGAGUUG